This is a messenger RNA of Limulus polyphemus (Atlantic horseshoe crab), 1582 nucleotides long. Its product is annotated as macrophage mannose receptor 1-like. Lineage: Eukaryota; Metazoa; Arthropoda; Merostomata; Xiphosura; Limulidae. The record is from RefSeq and is a predicted model, not a curated record. Gene Ontology annotation, molecular function: signaling receptor activity. The transcript has 9 exons. The coding region runs from base 11 to 1366 and encodes 451 amino acids.
GCUGACCAGCAUGCUACUGUACAAUCCGUUUAAUGUGUGGAUCGGACUCAGCAAGUUAAGCUCAGCUGGUAUUACUUCGAGAAUUUUCGGCUGGGUGGACAACACACGUGUUUCUUUUGUCAACUGGGCACCUGGUAGUCCGAGGUAUUAUUGGAAACGAUGUGUUACAAUGAUAGCAGCAUCUAUAAGAGCUGGGAAAUGGAUCGAUAGUUCUUGCUCUGAAAACCAAGGUUAUGUUUGUCAACAGUAUAAAGACCAAAAUCUUCCCGAGCAGAACGUGAAUUACUAUUGUAAUGGCUCACUAUCGAACUACGUGUCUUAUGGUCAAGGCUGUUACCGAGUGUACAACAGUAAGAAUACGUGGAAAGAUGCUGAGUAUUAUUGCCAAGAGGAAAAAGGCCAUCUGGCAUCAGUAGUGAGUCCCUACGAGCAAGCCUUUCUACAUUUGUUUCUGAAAAAAACCUCGAGUAACACAUGGAUUGGCUUUGGAUCUAAAACCGAUGAAAAUCGUUUCCGCUGGACUGACCAAUGGCCAGUGUAUUUUACCAACUGGGGUCGAGGUCAGCCAGUAACAUCAACUUCAAGUUCCCAGCAGCUGUGUGUAUCGUUUCUUAAGAAUGGACCUUGGAAUGUCACGUCAUGUGAGGAGAAGCUGCCAUUUGUUUGUAAAGUUAACAUCGACGACCCACCGAUCAUCCUUGAGCCAGUUGAGGGGGAAUGUCCGAACAAUUUGACUGAUUGGCUAGACGUAGAAGGACAUUACUGUUAUUAUAUCGAUAAUAAAUCCGUGAAGCAGUGGGGUGAAGCCUCGCGAAAAUGUCUUAUUCAAAAUGCCACCCUCGCAAGUUUUCAUUCCGAACACGAGCUAAAGAUUAUGCAACCUUACUUAUCUUUAGCAAAAACUGACCUGUGGAUCGGUCUUGUUCAAAAGGCAGAUGGUGGCUUUCGAUGGAUGGAUUAUAGCCCCGUGGAUUAUACCAACUGGGGGGAGGGAGAACCGAAUGACGUGUCUGUUGACCACUGUGUGCUGCUGCGGACACAGGACACGACUUGGAAGACAAUGAAAUGCAAUGUCAACGUCGGUCAUAUAUGUAUGGUGAAGAAAGUUCCAGGAAACUCACAUAAAAAGGAGAAAGAUGAAGAACACAGCAGCAAGGUACUUGCUUCUUGGGCAGUGGUGGUUAUUUGUCUUUCUAUCGUUACGUUAGUGGCAGUUAUCACGUCUCUGUGUUUCUACAGACUAAAAAAGAUUUCCACAUCAACGAAGUUACCACUAUCUUUCGACAAUAUCAUGCAUACAUCAGGAUCUGACACACUUUCAUAUCCAGCUUUGUCCUCUUCUUCUGUAACACCCCCUACUUCAUAAUGUUUCCGUCAUUGGUUUUAUACUGAUUUUAUGUAUUGCUGAGCUAAAUGAUAUCGUGUUAUACAUUCUUAUAUAUACAUUACCUAAAUAGUAAUAUUUUCUGAAAUAUGUAUUAUUUAGUGAAUCUAAGUUUCAAACAACCUAUCAAAGAUUAUGUAUUAUUUAGAUUUUAUUACAUAUUUGCAAAGUAGCCACUUAUUUCAUUGGUCUCAUAUU